This is a messenger RNA of Cylicocyclus nassatus, 906 nucleotides long. Lineage: Eukaryota; Metazoa; Nematoda; Chromadorea; Rhabditida; Strongylidae. The record is from the annotation of a GenBank genome assembly.
CUCCCACUCCCUCGAGAGCUGUGGACAAUGCUGCUGGAACCAUUUAUCACUCUAUUAACGCUUCUUACUGCUGCACUAGCCGAGGUUAUUUUGCUUCGACUUCCGGAAGGCCCAACACAUUGGGAAGAUGAGGCCGAAAUGCGUGCUCGUAUCGCCAACUAUACUGUGGAGAAAUUCUCGCAUGACUACCAUAAUUGGGGACCGUUCGAUCCUCGAAUAAAGGAUACAAAUAGGAUAACGCGUAGGAGGAAACGCGAUCUCGGCCUGGCAUCUGGUCCUAUUGCAACUGCUGUCGUAACUGGAAUGAUUGGAAUGACUGCUCGGACAGUUUCGGAGCUCACAAAUUUCCAUCCAUCCCAAUCCGAAGGAGGUUGUACAUGGUUUGGUACGGCACCACUAUGCAAUUUUCCUUGCCCGUCUGAAUACGACUACAUAAGAAUGCACAAUGGAAGAUGCUCUAACAACUGGUUCAGCGGCUUUUGCGUACCAGACGAUAGUUUCGGUAAACCUUGCUCAACGGUACUUGGUGACUACUUUCACAAGCGGUUUUGUUGCAAGUCAGAUCCUACAGAGUGCACUUGGUCUGGUCGUUGGAUGGGUGCUAAUACGGCACAUAACAUCUACUGCAGAUAUGAUAACAUUGGCAAAUGUGGAGCCAUUGACUGCUCGAUCAAUCAUUUCACACUGAAGGCACAAAACUCAUCUGAAAUCUACGGUGAACGCUGUGAUCGAGUAGAUCUAUUCGGCCUGAAAGGAAAAGCUACCUGCGGUUAUAUUGCUUGGUUUGAUGAUAACGGCGAAAUUGUUAAUAGCUGGUACAAAACCAGCAAGACAUCGGCUAUACGCAAGAAGACCUCGGGCAACGGUUUGGAUGAUACAAAAAAUUCUUGGGUCUCUCAUUACUAA